This is a messenger RNA of Symbiodinium pilosum, 2727 nucleotides long. NCBI's taxonomy places the organism in Eukaryota, Dinophyceae, Suessiales, Symbiodiniaceae. The record is from the annotation of a GenBank genome assembly.
AUGACCUCCUUGUCUACUUUGAAGACGGCAAUAGAGGCGGCCCAGGACUACAAACCAGAUGGCUGGAGGGACCACCUCAAGAAGUAUGUCGGGUCCGGGUUGAAAGAGCACGGCGUUCGAGCCGUAUUCUCAGCGCCUUUCAUGAAAGAGAUCCCCGCCGAGCAGAAGGUGAAGAUCCUUGAAGCCUUCCCGCAGAGUGACAAGGAGGCUUGGUUGCUGCUAAAAAGGCUGCCAUUGAACCGUGCUAAGCGAAGACAGUUGUGGCGGUGCCGGGAUUGGGUGGUCCAUCUUUUCUCUGGAAAAGGAGUGGUGGAUGACCCUCUCAAGGCCGUAAAGGGGGCAAUCUUUGAGAUUGACUUGGUUGCAGGCAUGGACCUGAAGAAUGUGGAAGUUUACAGCCUGCUGCUGCUUUGGGCAGCAGCAGAGGGCCGUAUCCGAGCGGUUAUUGGUGGACCGCCUUGCCGUACCUUUACCCUUCUUCGCCAUCGAGAAGAUACCUGGGCAACCAAACGCUCCAAAGCCGGUGAGAUCAGCCGAAAGCUUAUGGGGAUUGGAUGGUGUGGCUUUGGUUGGUCGCGGACACGGGAAGACAGACAGAUUGGCAUCGUGACCUUGGAGCAUCCUGGAGAUCCUAGAGAUUACCUAGAUGAAGGUAGUACUUUGUGGUCGGCAUGUCCGUCGGUGUGGAGAACUCAGCUCCUUGAGAUGUUGGCUGAAACCAUGGAUCUCCGGAAGUAUGACUUCGACCAGGGAGCAUACGGACAUGAAGAAAAGAAGCCGACGGGCUUCUUGGCUAACAUGGAGCUGGAUCUACAUCAAAGAGACCCCCGAUUGCAUCAUCCUAAGCCGGUUUCUUCUGGAAGUAUGGCAGUGUGGGCCUUGGGCUUUCGGAAGGGAAUUGCAAGGGCCUUGGAUGUUGGGGCAAAGCAGCAAGCAGUGCUGCUCCCGGUGGCAGUCAACAAGGUUAUGUCCGAAAAGGAGCUGGCAGAAUGGAAGGCUCAUGUGGAAGCCGGACAUUGGCCAUAUAGGAGAGACUGUGCAGUUUGUCUCUCAGCCUCGGGGACGGGAAGGCCGGCGAGAAAGGUCCUUCAUAGGGACGCAUAUGUGAUGAGUCUUGAUGUUGCAGGCCUUUUCCGAGAUGUUGGAAAGGACGAGAAGAGGGGCGGCAAGUACAGGUUCGCCUUGGCGGCAACGUAUGUUUCUCCGAAGACUACCCGCGCUCCGGAAGAUGCCCCUGUGCCUGACUUGGAAGAGGACUUGGACUUCUUGGAGCAAAGCGAGGAGGAAGAUGAGCCAGGCCCGGGAGACUUGGCCGAAGAUCCAGGCGCAGAUGCUCAGGAGGAGGAAUGGCUUCGCAUAGACCUCUACAUCUCGUUACGAGCUGCUGAUUAUCCUUUGGCGAGGAUUCAUAGUGAUCGCGCAAAGGAGUUCCGGACAAAACAGUUGAGGAAGUGGUGCCGUGAACGAGAUAUCUAUCAAACUUACACUGAAGGAUUGGCGCCCUCACAGAACGCAGUUGCCGAGAACCAUGUUAAGUGGUUGAAGUGCCGAGCAAGAGCCCUUCUACAAGAUGCGCAGUUGGAUAAGUCGUACUGGCCAUGCGCUAUGAACCACACCUGUCUUCUCCACAACAAAAGGGUCAUGCGACAGAAAGCUCCGGGAAUAAGGUUUGGGUCCAAGGUUUGGGUUCGAUCCAAGGAGGAGCACCUGGGCCCGUUCGACAAAAGGUGGGUGGAAGGCGUGUUUCUUGGCCCGGCUGAGGAUGUGCGCGAGGGCUUUGUCAUUAAGCUCAAGGACGGCACCUGGUUCCGCACUUUGCAUAUGAGGGAGGCCGUGAAUGUUUUGGACGAAAGUGAGGGUGUGGACAUGGGCGACUUUGAGGCCGUGGAUCCGCCACCUACAAGAAGGGUCACGGGAAAGACUCGUGCGACCAACCAGGAGGAGGAAGUGACAGAAGAGCUUCCUCAACUGACAACCCGGAUAACGGGUAAGAAGCCCCUGGAUGGCCCGGUACUUCAACGAGCUGCAGGACAACCUUCUGGAGACAGAAAGAAGUUCGUCGAGGAUAUCCUGAACAGAGUAGUGGGCGUGACGAAUGCGACCAUCGAGUUCAGCGAGGUGGCGGCAAAGGUUGCCAAGUUGGUUCAGAUGGAUUCCCCUUGCGAGGUCUUCACUUCGGUUACCCUGACCAAGAAUGCGAUCAUGCCGUUGCACCGGGACAUCUUUAACUUGAACGGGUCUUUCAACUUGGUCUGCCCCCUAAAGAUCGGAAAGGGCAGCGCUAUAUGGCAAGAAAUGAAGUUUGGGGAUGAGUUCUACGGCAACUUUGAGUUUCGGGAGGUGGACGGGAAGGAGGUUCCUGGUCAGAAAAUGAGUGUGGAGAGGCCCGUGAAGGUCAUCCCUCAGCGCUGGCAUCAACCUAUCCCGGGAGAAGGUCCAGAUAGAGUGUUGGCAGUGGGACAUACAAUUGGCAGUUGGGCUAAAUUGUCUUCAGAAGUUCGAGAGCAACUGGAGAUGAUUGGUUUUGUUGUUCCAAGAGAAGAUGUGAAGGUCGCUGCAAUGGUGGUGGAAUGCGAUGAUGGCGAGGUCUUCUCCGCGAAGCAGGGCCAAAUCCCAACACAGCAGGGCCAAAUUCCAACACAGCAGGGCCAAAUCCCGACACAGCAGUUCCAAAUCCCGACACAGCAGUUCCAAAUCCCGACACAGCAGGAUCAGGUUUUGGUGUAA